UUUUCUUCUCAUUUUCUUUUUCUACCUCCAUUAGCAAUCUCUCUCUCUCUCUCUCUUUCUCUGUGUAUUUUCUCUUAGAGGAGAAGCAAAUGAGCCGCCUUGCGCCAUUAUCAGAAGAGCCCAUAAACGAGGAAGAAGACAACAGUACAGGUUCUUCAAAGAAAGCUCAUUCAUGGAAGAACUGGUUCAGGACCCACCUCUCUCUUGUCUUCAACAAGAAAUCUGACCUUAAGAUCCUCUUAAGCGUUCUGGGUUGCCCUCUUUUCCCUGUCUCAAUCCACCCUAAACCAGAAAUCAACGAGGUUUCGUCAUCAGCCCAGUACAUCAUCCAGCACUUCACAGCAGCUACAGGGUGCAGGAAACUAGAGGGGAGAGUGAAGAACAUCUUUGCAACAGGGAAGGUGACGAUGACAAUGGUGGAGGAACUUGGCGCCGGCUCAACCGGCUCGGCUGCCGGAGGAGCCACCGGAGUUUCUCAAAAGGGUUGCUUCGUAAUGUGGCAAAUGCUGCCAAACAAGUGGUUGAUUGAGCUGGUGGUUGGUGGCCACAAGGUGGUUGCUGGAAGUGAUGGCAACGUGGCUUGGCGCCACACGCCCUGGCUCGGAGCCCACGCUGCCAAAGGCGGCGUCCGUCCUCUGCGCCGAGCUCUCCAGGGACUCGAUCCUCUUGCAAUUUCGAGUGUAUUCUCGUCAGCACAGUACAUAGGUGAGAAGAAAAUGCAAGGCACAGAGUGUUUCGUCCUGAAAAUAUCAGCCAACCAGACGGACUUAGCCGAAAGAAGUGACAGCAUAGCAGAGAUGAUCAAACAUGUAAUGUUUGGCUAUUUUAGUCAAAGAAGUGGACUGCUAGUGUACUUAGAAGACUCAUAUUUAACAAGAAUUCAAUCACCAGGAUCUUACCCUACAUAUUGGGAGACCUCAAUGACCACCAAAAUACAGGAUUACACCCUUACAGAAGGAGUGAAGGUUGCUCAUUCUGGUCAUUCAAGUGUGUUCAUUACCAGAUUUGGUGACAAUUUGAAGUCAGGUCUUGCCGUGACUCGGAUGGAGGAGACUUGGGUCAUCGAUGAUGUUGCCUUUAAUGUUGCGGGAUUGUCAGAUGAUUGUUUCAUUCCGCCUACUGAAGUGCAGAGGAAUUUUUCUGAGGAGGAUGUUGAUUGGAAAUCGAGUAUAAACAAUUCUUGAUUACUGGAGUUAAAAAGAGUGUUUGAAUAUUUCAAGGAGAUAUAAACAUAUACAUAGCAUGUAUAUGGUGUUUCAAACUUAGUUGAUUACCCUGUUAAUUAUUUUUACCUGUAACCUUGAUUAGAAUGGGGGAUGCUUUAGUAAUUUUCAGUGUAUACAUAUGUGUGGGUAUAUGUAUGUGUAACAUAUGUAAUACAUUUUGUUUAGAAUAACUCACCAAAGAUCAGUGUA
Messenger RNA from Carica papaya (papaya), 1415 nucleotides. RefSeq names its product lipase (DUF620). The record is from RefSeq and is a predicted model, not a curated record. NCBI's taxonomy places the organism in Eukaryota, Viridiplantae, Streptophyta, Magnoliopsida, Brassicales, Caricaceae.